GGAGGGAGUGAGUGGUAAUAUUUUGGCCCGGAACCAUAUAGCUCGGAACCAUAUGGUUCCGUCCCCUCGGCUGACGCAACCAUUAGUCUAACUGCUGCUCACGUGGUCGGUAUGCCACUUUAAUAACUGCUCAGAUACCUCGUAAGUACCUUAAGUCGCCUGUUUGAGCUACAUAUUUAGUUCAAGACGUGUUGAACGUUUUGACCCAAAAUGGCCGAGGCUUUCACCCUGUUUCUUCUGACUGGGAUGCUGCUGUGUGGACUGCUGCUCCACACGAUGUCUCAACAUGGAGCCAGGGGUGAUAAUGGCAGUAAGAGGCCCAAUUUUAUCAUCAUACUGGCAGAUGAUAUAGGCUGGGGUGACCUGGAUGCCAACCGGCCUGAAGAGAAGACAAACAACACACCUUACCUCAACCUGAUGGCCGAGCAAGGACUAAAAUUAACAGAUUUCCAUUCCCCAGCCUCAACCUGCUCCCCGUCCCGAGCUGCCAUCCUGACAGGCCGCUACGGCCUAAGAAACGGGGUGACACAUAACUUUGCAGUGGGCUCUGUGGCCGGCCUGCCUGUCUCUGAGGUGACAUUGCCCCAGCUACUACAGAAGGCGGGAUACUACACCGCCAUGAUCGGGAAAUGGCAUCUGGGCCACAACGGACCAUAUGGUCCAGCUAACAGAGGUUUUGACUACUACUUAGGUAUUCCAUACAGUAACGACAUGGGCUGUACUGACAUACCGGGAUAUAACCUGCCCCAGUGUCUUCCGUGUGACACACCUGGACCUCAGGUAUUCAGGUUGAAGAGGAGCGCACAUGAAGGCUGUUACUCCAAAGUUGGCCUUCCUCUGAUUGAAAACAGCAGUAUUGUGGAGCAGCCGCUCAACCUGUGGACACUAACAGAACAAUACAAAUCUGCUGCAACCAGGAUUAUACACAAGGCAAGGGAGCGAGGAAAGCCCUAUCUGCUUUACAUAGCGUUGGCUCACAUGCAUGUUCCCCUGGCGCCCCCGCUCCCUCCAGGUGCCCCAGCCGCUGCUCACCACCCAAACGACGGCAGAGUGUACAGUGCCAGUCUGCGAGAGAUGGACGGCCUGGUGGGGGCAGUAAAGAGCGCUUCUGAUGACACAGACAAAAACAAUACUCUCAUCUGGUUCACUGGUGACAACGGUCCUUGGGAAAAGAAGUGCCAGUACGCAGGAAGUGUAGGACCUUUCAUGGGAAAGUGGCAGACAAGCAGAGGUGGAGGCUCAGCUAAGCGGACCACCUGGGAAGGAGGUCACAGGGUGCCGACAGUGGCCUAUUGGCCCGGGAGGAUCCCUGCAAACAGCACCAACUCCGCCCUGCUCAGUGGUAUGGACAUCUUCCCAACUCUUCUGUCUCUGGCAGGGGAAACACCUCCCUCAGACAGACGUUACGACGGCAUCGAUGCCACAAAUACCCUCCUGCAUGGUGAACAGACUGGGCAUGAGUUUCUUUUCCACCCUAACAGUGGUGCUGCGGGGGAGUUUGGUGACUUGCAGACAGUUCGAACAGGGAAAUACAAAGCUUUCUACAUCACAGGUGCAGCUGAGUCAUGUGGUGGUGCAACAGGAAGGCAGGAGCUCCAUGACACACCAUUGAUAUUUGACCUGGAGCGUGAUGAGGCCGAGGAAACCCCCCUGGAGGUUGGGACACCUGAAUACCAGGCAGUAGUAGAGAGGAUCGCCCGCAGGAGGGAGGAGCUAUUAUGGGACAUUGCCACCGACACGUCUGCGUCCGCAGCAGACUACAGCACAGACGAAUCAGCAGCGCCCUGCUGUGACCCGGGACAAGCUGUUUGCCGCUGCCACCCGCGCAGCCAACGGGGCGGGAACUGACGCACUGAAACACUCACACAAAAGGGCAAGAGAGAAGCGCACAGAUGGAAGCAAACAGAUGUGGAGACAAAUAUCUCCUUUGGAUGUGCUCAGCUGUUUGUUUGUAGAAUGUGUUGUUUGGGGAGGUUCAACGUCCAGAUGUGCAAACAAGCAGAGAGAGCAAAGAGAAGAAGAGGCCAAACUCUGUCAUUAGUCAGGGGGCAGAGAGGAGGUCAGGGUGAAGUAUUUCUAAUGAUUUGAGGAAACUAAGAUCUAUCAAACCAACUCUUGCCACAGUUUAUAGAUCAGUUUGUUGGGAUGUAAUUAAACAUAAGAAAAACACACUGUUCAACAACUAGAGUUUCAGGGUACAAAUACAUCAUUUUGUUAUUAUUUUGUUGAACAUUUGAUGAGAUUUAAACAUUCAUGAUGUAAAUCAUGCCGUCUUAAAAUCAAAACCAGACAGUGCAGAGAGGUUGAAUCACUUCCCAGCUUUAAUGAGUCUCUGUGGUAAAUGUCCAGUACUGAACAGCUCAAUGCAGCGUAAGGGUGUCCUAACAGUGCCACCUUUUGGCAACUGAAACGGUAUUACCAUGUUACUUAUUACAACAGUACUAUAUAUAAAUGUUAUAUAUACAUUAUACACACAGUAAAAAUCCUCAAUAUAUAAUUACGCAUGGUAAGUCUAUGCGUUGAUGUGUAAUACUUAAAACAUUUUUUUGCAAAAGAAUAUUUAAUACAUCAAAGUAAAAAUGACUAUGACUUACAUGUUAACAUAUUCAGCAUCGUGUCGUAAAUAAAAAGGUCUUCAGGAUAUCA
Seriola aureovittata is the source of this 2646-nucleotide messenger RNA. It is a transcript of the gene arsg, whose product is annotated as arylsulfatase G. Lineage: Eukaryota; Metazoa; Chordata; Actinopteri; Carangiformes; Carangidae. Gene Ontology annotation, molecular function: arylsulfatase activity. The transcript is spliced from 11 exons. The record is from RefSeq and is a predicted model, not a curated record. Bases 211 to 1848 code for a protein of 545 amino acids.